Molecule: messenger RNA, 1460 nt
Organism: Tachysurus vachellii
Lineage: Eukaryota; Metazoa; Chordata; Actinopteri; Siluriformes; Bagridae
Gene: pole3
Product: polymerase (DNA directed), epsilon 3 (p17 subunit)
Exons: 4
Coding region: 428-880 (150 amino acids)
Biological process (GO): leading strand elongation; heterochromatin formation; DNA damage response
Cellular component (GO): CHRAC; epsilon DNA polymerase complex
Molecular function (GO): protein heterodimerization activity; chromatin DNA binding
Source: RefSeq, a predicted model, not a curated record
AAACUCGUGGUUUGGAUGUUUAGCGGGCUCCAAAACAAACUCGGUUGCUAGUUUCUUUUUUUAUGUCUGUCUAAUGCCUGAAAGGAACACGUCUACUACGUGUAACAAGUUUUGACUGGGAUAUUUCGUUUCAAAUCCCGGCUUGUUGCCACAAAACACUUUAGCUUCCGGUUUGUUAUUGGACAGUUACACUUUCUGUAAGUUUGUUUAUACUAACAGUUAGCGGCUAACAGUUAGCUGGCUGUUUUUUACUGUUCUGUGUUGAUCCACAGUCAGCUGUAUAAAAAUCUGGAUACAAAAACACUGUUUUAAUAGUCAUCUACACCCUUAAAUCAUCCGCGAGUUUAUUCUGUAACCAUAGAAGACUCGAAGUUCCCAGGCUAAUUUGGCUAACACAGGCUAGCUGAGCUAAGUCAGUGCAGUAGUAAUGGCGGAGAGACCAGAGGACCUGAACUUGCCCAACGCUGUCAUCACCCGCAUUAUCAAGGAGGCUUUACCAGAUGGUGUCAAUGUGUCCAAAGAGGCAAGAAGAGCGAUAUCUCAAGCUGCCAGCGUAUUUGUUUUAUAUGCAACAUCAUGUGCCAACAGUUUUGCCAUGAAAGCCAAAAGGAAGACUCUAAAUGCUGGGGAUGUGAUGUCCGCUAUGGAGGAGAUGGAGUUUGAGCGUUUCUUGCCACCCCUGCGUGAGGCUCUUGAGGCCUACAAAAAGGGCCAGAAGGGGAAAAAAGAGGCGUCUGAGCAGAAACGUAAGGACAAAGAGAAGAAGAACGGCACAGAGGAAAAUGACAAGAGCAGAGAGGAAGAGGAAGAGGAAGAAGAGCACAUGGAGGAUGAGCAGGAUGGAGAGAAUGAGGGAGAUGAGGAGGAUGUGGAGAACUGAGGGAGGGGUGGCAGAAUUACAGCACUAUUUUUUUUUUUAACUGUUCCUGGUUCCCAAAGACUGCCCAGUUGUGUGUCCGUUUUGCAGGAGAGGAAAAAAAAACCAGCACUUGAUCUUGAUGACAAAUAAAAUUAGGCACAUAGGAUUUAACAAUACUCAAAUGAUGGCUUUGUUCCCAUCUCUGUCCUAUUUAUAAGUGUAUAUGGUGCAAGUUCAUGUUGUGCUUGUCUUCUCUGUAGAAUGCUUGCUAUCCUCACCUACAUGAGUAAGUUUAGAAAUUAAAGUUGGCUAUAUGAGCAUGACUGUAGCUUGAACAGGCCGAGUCUGUUCGUAUGUGCAGAUAAGUUGGAUACUCGUUUUUUGUGUAAAAAAAAGGUGAGUCGUCUUUUGGUGCUUCAUCUUGAAAUAAGUUGUACGGAAAAGUCUGGCAGCACAUCGAAAAAUUCAGGGAAUGUGGAAAAUGCAUUGUUGAAACAGACAUGGAUGUUUUCAAAAGUUUCCUCACAUCUGUGUCAGGACUCUGCUGGCCUUGAUAAAUGUUUUAAUACUUUCUAAUAAAUUUGUACUUUUGUAGGACUUA